Messenger RNA from Dendrobium catenatum, 554 nucleotides. Its product is annotated as phosphate transporter PHO1-like. Gene Ontology annotation, biological process: cellular response to phosphate starvation; phosphate ion transport. Gene Ontology annotation, molecular function: inositol hexakisphosphate binding. The record is from RefSeq and is a predicted model, not a curated record. The annotation marks the transcript as partial. NCBI's taxonomy places the organism in Eukaryota, Viridiplantae, Streptophyta, Magnoliopsida, Asparagales, Orchidaceae. Gene Ontology annotation, cellular component: Golgi apparatus; trans-Golgi network; plasma membrane. The transcript has 4 exons.
GCAUGUUUGCUCUUCUUAGCUUGCACAUAUUCCUAUAUGGUUGCAACCUGUUCAUGUGGAAGAGCACCAGAAUAAACCAUAAUUUCAUCUUUGAAUUCAAUCCACACAAAUCUCUUAACUACAGAGACGUCUUUCUCAUAUGCACCUCAUUCAUGACAAUGGUUGUGGGUGCAAUGGUGAUCCACCUCAUUCUCAGAUCAUCCAACUUUGCUCCUCAUCUUGUUGAUGCAAUACCGGGAACUCUGCUUGUGAUGUUUUUUGGAACUCUAAUUUGUCCCUUCAAUAUUUUUUACCGUUCUACGCGUUAUUGUUUCCUCCGGGUCAUACGAAACAUCAUAUUCUCGCCAUUUUAUAAGGUGUUAAUGGUAGACUUCUUCAUGGCUGAUCAAUUAACUAGCCAGAUCCCGCUGCUGAGGUACAUGGAAUUCACGUCGUGUUAUUUUAUAGCAUCUGGUUUCAAAAUCCACCCGUACGAAACCUGCACCAACAACAAAACCUACAAGCUCCUAGCAUAUAUAAUCUCCUUUCUUCCUUACUACUAUCGAGCUAUGCAG